This is a messenger RNA of Neolamprologus brichardi, 2349 nucleotides long. RefSeq names its product solute carrier family 25 member 21 (gene slc25a21). The record is from RefSeq and is a predicted model, not a curated record. Lineage: Eukaryota; Metazoa; Chordata; Actinopteri; Cichliformes; Cichlidae.
CCCGUGAGCACUCCGAUAGAUAUCGCUGCUGCGCUGUCUCAAGCGUGGGCAGGAGCAGAGGAACCUCUGAGUCAACUGUGAGCCGCACGGGGCAGGACACCACCCAGCAACCUCACCAAAGAGCACGAAACCCACAGGGCAUCUAAAAACACUAAAGAUGACAGCCACAAAGCCACAGAGCAUGCUCCGAGAAGCCUCUCGUCAGAUCAUCGCCGGUGGAUCCGCUGGUCUGGUGGAGAUCUGCUUGAUGCAUCCCCUCGAUGUGGUGAAGACGAGGUUUCAGAUCCAAAGAGGAACCACUGACCCCACCAGCUACAAGAGCCUGGGUCACUGCUUCAGGACAAUUUUCCAGAGUGAAGGAGUAUUUGGAUUCUACAAGGGAAUCCUACCUCCUAUUCUGGCAGAGACACCAAAGAGAGCAGUCAAGUUUUUCACCUUUGAGCAGUACAAGAAGUUGCUGAAUUUGACCCCUUUGUCUCCCGGUGUGGCGCUGUCUGCAGCAGGGCUUGGUUGUGGCUUGACUGAGGCUUUAGUGAUCAAUCCAUUCGAGGUGGUGAAAGUCAGUCUCCAGGCCAACAGGGAUUCCUUCAAAGAGCAACCCUCCUCUUUUGCCCAAGCAAGACAGAUAAUUAAGUCAGACGGCUUUGGACUGAGGGGCCUUAAUAAAGGAUUAACAUCAACACUGGGGCGCCAUGGAGUUUUCAACAUGAUCUACUUUGGCUUCUACUUCAAUGUCAAGGACGCUAUUCCUACCAACCCGGACCCUACCCUAGAGUUCCUGCGCAAGUUUACCAUCGGCUUGUUGUCUGGGACCAUCUCCUCCUGUGUGAAUAUUCCCUUCGAUGUAGCCAAGAGCCGGAUUCAGGGCCCCCAGCCAGUGCCAGGAGAGAUCAAGUACCGCACCUGCUUCCAGACCAUGGCACUAGUGUACCGCGAAGAGGGGUAUUUGGCAUUAUACAAGGGAUUGGUUCCCAAGAUAAUGAGACUUGGACCAGGUGGAGCAGUAAUGCUGUUGGUCUAUGAAUAUGUGUCUGAGUGGCUGCAGAGGAACUGGUAACAAAACAGGGAACCCCACAAUGGUGCCUUAUGAACUGUGCCUUAUUGCAAGUAUUGUUACUUGAAUAAGUUAGAUUUUUUUUCUUAAAUACAAAAAACCCAAAAUACCAAAUCAGCAUUAUAUUAUGUUUUAAAAAGCAGAUUUCAUUUCCCACAUUCAAAAUGCUACAACACAUUUUGAGUCUGAAGGAACUGUUCUAAUACCUUAAAAUAGUCUUCAUUGAGUUUAAAAUCAUUGACAAAUCAGUGUUCCUAAUGAAGUCAUGCAUUAACAUAGUGUCUUUACAUUUCAUUGGUUGUAGUUCUCAUGUUUUUCUUCUUUUUUGUGCUCAUCUCACUGGUUUGGUGCAACAAUCACAGAUUAAAUAGACAAAGACAAAGUAGACUGAGCUGAACGCUUCAGAAUAUGAACAUUUUUAUGCUUAUCCUGAUUUCUGUCUAUUUACAACUAUACUUCAACAUAUAUCCUCAAUUAAGAUGAGUUUGUACAACGAUCAAUCUCCAGUCUCCUAUUUUAUCACAUCAUAAUAUAUAUAUAUAUUCAUCUUUUUAUGGUAUAUGUAUUCAUAAAUGCAAAUACAAGAUGCAAUCAGGAAGUUCAGACACAGUGCGCAUAAAACAGUAGAAAUCAUAUUUAAAUUUAAAUUCAGCAGCCUUCAAGAACACCUCAUUGUGCAGCAAAGCACUGCUCCCAGUGCUACUGCAACUUUUGGAGGUUCCUUGGAAGUCUGCUUUUUGAUUACACCUAUCUUCAUCCAUGUACUACUAAGCCUUAGCAGAAAUAGUGUUUUAAUGUCUAACAAGAACACUGAUGUUAUGAAAGCUUAUUGCAAAAGUUAUUAAUGCAUAUGUUUUUGCCAGUUUGUUCUUAAUACACGGAUCAAACUUGGCACCAGAAGCCAAUGGCAUCGCAAAGGCACACGGAGAGUUUCUUUUGAUGUCGUUCCAUAAUUAUACUGGAUGCUGGGGGCAAACCGUCCUGCCUGAGACAAUCAGUCACAAAACUGUCAACAUCUUUGGGAGCUUCCUGUUUUCCACGUUAUUUAAAAAAAAAAACAACAACAACAAUUUAACAUGUAGUUCAGUUUUUUCAAUAAUCAUUUUCUGGCUUUGUCAAGAUAGGUGCUAUCACUAUCGAAUCUGAGUUUUAUAUGUUUUCAAGGUUUUAUUGAUAAAAUGUUGUGUGGAUUUUCCUUUUUAAGUCCUUCCUGAAAAAAAAACCCUCAAAACAAAAACAACAACUGGACAGUUCUUGCAUGUACUGGUAACAAAUAAAAAGAAAAAAUGAACCCA